This is a messenger RNA of Glossina fuscipes, 1854 nucleotides long. RefSeq names its product activator of 90 kDa heat shock protein ATPase homolog 1. The record is from RefSeq and is a predicted model, not a curated record. The transcript has 4 exons. Gene Ontology annotation, molecular function: ATPase activator activity; protein-folding chaperone binding. Bases 208 to 1257 code for a protein of 349 amino acids. Gene Ontology annotation, biological process: protein folding; positive regulation of ATP-dependent activity. Lineage: Eukaryota; Metazoa; Arthropoda; Insecta; Diptera; Glossinidae. Gene Ontology annotation, cellular component: cytosol.
GUUAAUUAAUUAUACGACACCAAACUUCCGUAUUCUCGAAAAUUCACUUGGAAUUACUGCACACUGCUACAUUUCACAUUGGAAUAAGUAACGUGCGAUCUAAGAAUUGUCAUUAGAUAGUUUACUUCAUAAAGUUUCCAUUAUAUAUUUUGAAUUUUCGUAAAUUAAUAAAAAACCAGUCCUUGAGGUUUAGUAAAUUAAUAAAGCAUGGCUAAAUGGGGAGAAGGUGAUCCAAGAUGGAUUGUUGAAGAACGGCCAGAUGCUACAAAUGUUAAUAAUUGGCAUUGGACGGAAAAAAAUGCGACUCAUUGGUCUAAAGAAAGAUUUCAGCAACUUUAUAAAGAUUUUAAAAUAGUAAAAAAUGAGCUUGAGUGCACUAUUGAAAGUGUUGAAAAAUGUAGCGGGGAAGCCACAGUGAACAAUCGGAAAGGAAAACUCAUAUUUUUUUACGAAUGGGAGCUGGUGCUAAAAUGGCAAGGCUGUAUUCUAAAUGCAAGCAAUACACCUCAUGAAGGAAAGAUCACGAUACCGAAUUUGUCGGAAGAAAAUGAUCUUGAUGAAGUUGAAAUCACAAUUACCAUCGAAAAGUCCAACGAGGAAUCAGAAAUAUUGAAACAAUUUAUGUAUAAUGUUGGAAGGGAUCAAAUACGCCAACAGCUGGGUGUUUAUAUAAAGGAACUAAAGGAAGAAUAUUCAAAAAAUCUUAUUCUUCCUAAAAAGGGUGAAACUUCUGUAUCGAAGGACGAGACGAGAGAGACUAAAGUAAAUUUUGGCUAUCACACUGCAAGUGCGAACAAAACGAAAGUCACGUCAAACGGGAAUGGUCCCGUGGGAUGUAAAUUAGAAGUUCGCACGCUGAAAAUGGUAGUGGAGUUUCAAUGUAACGCUAAUGACUUAUACAAUGCCCUAACGAAAGCAGACAUGAUAAUUGCCUUUACAAAAGCGCCAGCUAAAGUUGAAGCAUUUAAAGGGGGAGAGUUUCAAUUAUAUGGUGACAACGUGCAGGGAAAAUUUGAGGAAUUAGUUCCUGAAAAGAAACUUUUACUUAGCUGGCGUUUAAAAUCCUGGCCAUCAGGCCAUUACUCCAAUGUUUUAAUUGAAUUAGAAGAACUGCAAAAUUGUACUCAAUUGAAAUUAGAGCAAAGUGGCAUUCCUGCGGCUGAAUAUGAAACGAUGAAAAAAAAUUGGUACAGAUACUAUUGGCACAGUAUCAAGCAGACUUUCGGCUUUGGAGUACCAUUGGCUGAUAUCCUUUAGAUGAUUCAAUUGAUGUCAUUAAAGUAUGUUUUUCAUAAGCAACUCAGCAAAACGCUUAACAGCUUCUAGUAUCGAAACAUUUAUUUCUGAUUACGACGGCACACAACAUAAAGAAAUUACAAACUGCAUUAUUUACGAUACGUUAUUGGUUUUAUAACCCAUCGACGAAUCAAUGGAAAUGAAUCACUUUGAAUAUUAAAGAAAAGAUCAUUGGAUUUGAUUGGUGUUUUAUCAUGUUGUUUCAUAAAGUUCAGGCACGCCUGACAGUAAUUAGCUUUUAAGCCUAAUAAUGGAUGAAUAGUAAUUUUUGAUUAAAAAAUGCUUUACUGUUCUUCCAAAUAUUCUCGCAUACGUUCAACCGAAUUGUCAUAACGUUUUUCCAAUUGUGUUUGAAACGCCUCCAAAACAUGCAAACAAAAACAAUUUGUUCCGGCCGUUCCGGAAAAGAAAGAUAGCAUUGAGUGCAAAAUCAGACCUACAGGGCGGAUGAAUUGAUUGAAUCGGUUUUUUCAGUGUUCACUUAGUCUUAGUUUACUUAGAAGAAGUAUGUGAAUUCGCUUGCAUUCUCUUGAUGAAGGGUUCAAUGGCGCGUGUUUG